Messenger RNA from Leptosia nina, 3768 nucleotides. NCBI's taxonomy places the organism in Eukaryota, Metazoa, Arthropoda, Insecta, Lepidoptera, Pieridae. The record is from the annotation of a GenBank genome assembly.
AUGGAUAGAAUAAUUUUCAGUGUAAAUGGUGAAGUUUGUUCGGCUGGCUCCGAGGUGGAUUCAGACGAGACGCUCAACGACUUCAUCCGCAACCGUCUGAACCUUCGAGGCACCAAAUAUAUGUGCAAGGAAGGCGGAUGUGGCAUCUGCAUAGUUAGCAUCACAGCUCCAGAUUCUAAUGGGCAAAAGCGGGCAUUUUCAGUUAACUCAUGCCUAACCACAGUGCUAUCAUGUCAAGAUUGGGAAAUUACCACAAUAGAAGGGCUCGGCAGCAGACAAGCCUAUCACCCCUUGCAGCGUACGCUGGCGGAACACAACGGGAGUCAGUGCGGGUUUUGCACUCCGGGCUGGAUCAUGAACAUGCACAGUUUACUUGAAGCCAAUGACUACGAGGUGACACAAUAUGAAGUCGAAAAUUCCUUCGGAAGCAAUAACUGCAGAUGUACGGGUUACCGACCCAUUUUAGACGCCUUUAAAAGUUUCGCCAAAGAUGCUCCGAAAACUAAAAUGGUGGACAUCGAAGAGUUAAAUGUUUGCAAGAACAAGGGAAAAUGCGAAAAACCAUGGUGCAUCGUUGAGAAGAGAGAUACAAAAGUUAAAAAGAUUAAACUAAAAGAUGAUAAAAUCUGGUACAGAGUUCACAAAGUAAACGAAAUUUUCGAUGUCUGGCGUGAAGAAGGAUUGGCUUCAUAUAUGCUUGUAAAUGGAAAUACUGGUAGAGGAGCUGUGUACAUCUUUGAAUUUCCUCGUGUUCUCAUCGACAUAAGCGCGGUGGAAGAAUUGGGAAACUAUUAUAUUGACCAAAAUUUAGUGAUCGGGGCCGGUACAAACUUGACAGAAGUAAUGGAAAUAUUUAAGACGAUCUCACAAAAGUAUGAAGACUUUUCAUACUUACAAAAACUCUACGAACACUUGGAUCUAGUUGCACAUAUACCAGUUAGAAAUGUUGGUUCAUUGGCCGGAAAUUUAAUGAUAAAGAAAAGAGAUAUGACGUUCGCUUCAGAUGUUUUUUUGUUACUUGAAGCCAUUGGAGCUGUGAUAACAAUUGUGAGCUCAGAAGAAACCAAAAACGUAACUUUGCAAGAUUUUCUCUCAGUCAAUAUGAAAGGAAAAAUUAUAACUCAAGUGAAGAUUCCUCCACUUGGUCACAGUUACAAGUUUCAAUCUUUCAAAGUAAUGCCGAGGUCACAAAAUGCUGUGGCACAAGUAAACGGGGCAUUCCUUUACGAAUUGCAUCCAAACGAUGAUCAACGAGUUUUAUCUGCAAGGAUUGUUUAUGGCGGUCUUUCAGGGCCAUUUACUCAUGCAUAUCGAACUGAGAAUUUUCUCAAAGGCAAAAAACUAUUUGAUAAUGAAGUGUUACAAGAAGCUAUACACAUAUUAAGAGAUGAAAUACUUGUUGAGGAAAUUCAAGGAAUGCUUAAGCUUGAAUUUCGUAAGAAAGCUGCUAUUGGUCUAUUUUAUAAAAGUUUACUUAAUAUAAUUCCGCAUCGUCUCUUAAACCCACGUUACCUGUCGGGGGCAAUUGAUCUUAAGAAAAGCAGGCCACUAUCGAAAGGCACAGAGGUUUAUGACACGAAUCCAGUAUUGUGGCCUUUAAAUGAACCCAUGCCAAAAGUGGAGGCUCUCAUACAAUGCGCUGGUGAAGCCACAUUCGUUAACGAUGUACAAACCAUGAGGAAAGAAGUUUAUUGUGCGUUUGUGACAGCGAAAAUAUUUAGUGGUUCUAUUGAACACAUAGAUCCUACGAACGCACUUAAAAUUCCUGGAGUAAUAUCUUUCUACAUAGCAAAAGACAUCCCCGGGAAAAACACAUUUAUCAGCGCAACAGUGACAGGGUUUGAACCAGAAAAAAUACUGUCAGAUGGCAAAAUAUAUUAUUUUGAUCAACCCAUAGGCAUCCUGGUAGCUGAAACCGAAAUUCUGGCUAAGAGGGCGUCAACUCUUGUUGAAAUUACAUACAAAAAAGAUAUAAGAAAGCCGUUAUUAGAAAUUUGUGAUGUUAAACUAACAGACCCAAGUCGUAUCGAGCUCUAUAGACAUUUUCCACCCCUCCAAAAACCUGGUGCAGAUGUUGAUUGCGUUAUAAAACAAACAGAAAAUAUAUAUUGGCAAUAUCACUAUUCUUUGGAAACGCAAAGUUCCGUUACACGUCCAAGUGAUGAUGGGAUUGAAGUGUUAGCAUCUUCUCAAUAUCCGGACAUGACCCACUUGUCAGUAUCAGAGUCUCUUAACAUAGAACAAAGCAGAAUCAACGUUACUAUACCACGAUGUGGUGGUGGAUUCGGAAGUAAAAUCAGCAGAGCUUCAUUGAUAACGGCCGCCUGUGGAAUCGUUACUUACUUGUUAAAUCGACCUUGUAGGUUUGUUAUGGAUAUCCAAGCAAAUAUGCGGAUAAUAGGAAAGAGAUUACCUUGUCAAUUGGAUUAUGAGGUGGGCGUCAGUACCGCUGGCGAGAUUCAGUACCUUAUAUAUGAUCUCUAUUCAGACAUUGGUUAUUUCCAAAGUGACCUAAUUGUUCCCAUAAGCCUGCCUGGGAUAAGAAGCUGUUACAACUAUCUUACCUGGGACUUUAGUGUUUAUAGUGUUAAGACGGACACUCAUGCAAACACAUAUACGAGAAGUCCAGGAAGCCUUGAAGCUAUUUCUAUGACUGAACAUGUAAUGGAAAGAAUCUCUUACGAACUCGACCUAGAUCCGUUAGAAGUCCGUAUUAAGAAUAUCAAUCAAGAAUUUAGUGAUGUUAGAGACGUUGUUCAAACUUUGUUGAAAAACAGUGACUACGAAAAGAGAAAAAAAUCAGUUGAGGAAUUCAAUUCAAUGAAUAGAUGGAAGAAGCGAGGUCUUCGCGCAGCCAUCAUGAGUUGGCCUAGUCCGAUUCAAGUAGAUUUUAAUAUUUUAAUUUCGAUCUACCACGGCGACGGUAGCGUUGUUGUGAAACACGGGGGCGUUGAAAUCGGUCAAGGAAUAAAUACCAAAGUCAUUCAGACCGUAGCAUACAUCUUCAAAAUACCAUUGAGUAAAAUACAAAUCAAAGCGAUAGAUGUUGCCUCUAACCCCAAUGACUACAAUACAGUGGGAAGUAGAACUACCCAGGCCAUUUGUUUGGGGGCAAUAAAAUGCUGUCAGAUUAUUUUAGAUCGCCUUGCCGCAGUUAAAACGCCUCAAGAUGAUCCUACAUGGGAGGAGGUAAUACAAGCGGCAUUUGUACAAGGCGUCAAUUUACAAGCUAGCUAUCACGUGACGGCUGCAGAUCAAGAACCGCACAGAUCAGCUGGGGCGGCAGUCGCUGAAGUAAUGUUAGAUAUUUUAACAGGAGAGUUACAGGUACUUCGGGUUGAUAUCGUCGAAGACGUGGGAACCAGUAUCAACCCGGAGAUUGAUAUAGGACAGAUUGAAGGUGCUUUUAUUAUGGGCCUGGGAUAUUGGACUUCUGAACAUAUUAUACAUGACGAGAAGACUGGUGAAAUUUUAACAGAUCGUACAUGGACUUACCACAUUCCGCAAGCGAAAGAUAUUCCCGUUGACUUUAGGAUUGAAUUGAGAAGGAAUCACAACACUAAUGGAAUACUUGGUGCUCGAGCGGUUGCUGAACCGGGAACCUGCUUGGCUGUUGCUGUAGCCCUUGCUUUGAAGAAAGCCAUUUCGGACUCUAGGGAAGAAACUGGGUUUCCCAAAAAUCAAUGGUUUGCCGUUGAUGGUCCCUACACCGUUGAAGCAAAUGUUUUACACGCUGAAGUUAAUUUGGAGGAAUUUAUUUUUAACUGA